Ruditapes philippinarum (Manila clam) is the source of this 1463-nucleotide messenger RNA. RefSeq lists its product as uncharacterized. The coding region runs from base 59 to 457 and encodes 132 amino acids. The transcript has 3 exons. Gene Ontology annotation, biological process: SCF-dependent proteasomal ubiquitin-dependent protein catabolic process. Gene Ontology annotation, cellular component: SCF ubiquitin ligase complex. NCBI's taxonomy places the organism in Eukaryota, Metazoa, Mollusca, Bivalvia, Venerida, Veneridae. The record is from RefSeq and is a predicted model, not a curated record. Gene Ontology annotation, molecular function: protein binding.
CCUAUUCUAUUCUAUUUUAUAUUCCAGGUUGUCAAAAGUGCAAUAUUUAGAUCUCAGUAUGGCAGGCACUGGCCCUGAUGUUCUAGAAGAAAUAUUCUCUAUAUGUAAAGAUCUCCGGAAACUUAGUCUAGAAAACCUAGAGCUUAAUGAUAAAGUUUGCAGCUAUAUCGGUGAGAAUAAACAUUUGUCUGUACUCAAUUUGGCAAUGUGUCGAGGAAUUACAGCCAAUGGCCUUAUGCCCAUUCUGACAAAUUGUAGGAAGUUAGAGUCUUUACAUUUAGGCUGGACAGGGCUACAUCGACAUAGUAUUGUAUAUUUAUGCCUGUGUUUACCACCUAAUCUACAGAAACUUAACAUCAGUGGAUGUCGGGAAAAUAUCACAGAUGAUGGUAUGAGUACAGUACAGUACAGCUUAAGCGAUUUUUUCACUUUCCACUUUGUCAAUGCGGACACUUAACUACGACUGGAAAAUCGCGGACGACAUACUUUGGUCAGUCACAGUGGCACUUCAUCGCGGACGGUUAAAAAAAAUCGUCGCAAUCCCUCGAGGAAAAUCACAGAGAUUCGCUGUGAUCAAUAUUGCAUAUAAAUGUUCACGUAAUGUACAAUGUAGUCUUGUUAAAAAAAGUCAGUAACACUUAACUUUUGCUUAAAUAACAUUGUCAAAUAUGUAUAAAAGGCGGUAGUUUUGAAGUUUCUUUUGUAAAUAAAAUGAAAAAAGUAAAACAGGAAGUCAAAUAUACGAGUAACUUUUGGUAACAAAAUUGUGACAAUAUCCUGCAGCAUGAAUUUUACCUGAUGGGGUGAUGAGCGUAGAGUCACAACUGUCACAAGGACAUUGCGGUGACAAUCCACCCUUAAAAAAAUCGCGGGAAUCGGUGGGAAAAAUUGUUAAGGCUGUACUGUACAUUAUAACCUUGCCUAGUUUUAUUUUUGUGUUAUAGGAAAAUGGCCAUCAGAGAGACUGUAAUCAUUAUGUACUGUUCUGAGGUCUGAUGUUUUUAUGCUGCCCGAAAAAUUUCGGGGAGCAUAUAGUCGGCGCCUUGUCCGUCUGUCCAUCCGUAUGAACCCAGAGGUACUUGUGUGACUUGGAGAACAAUGGGUAACAGUAAAUUCUCUUUGAUCCUAUUCAUUCCGUUUUUACUUUUGUGUCUUUUUUUAAGCCUUGUGUGACUAAAAAUGGCCAAAAAGAUCAAGGAAAAGUCACAGAAGUACCAUUUUGUGGGUACGUCCGUCUGUUGUCUUGUUUUGAGCAUAACUUGAAAACCCUUGGAGAUAAAUUGUUUAAACUUCAUACAGUGGUAGAGGGCAUUGAGGGGUAGUGCAGUGUCAAAGAACCAUAACUCUAUUUUGCCCGGUUUUUGAAUUAUUUCCCCUUAUAGAAAAAUCUUGUCCGGGACAUAACUCUAAAACUAUAAGAGAUAUCAACAUGAAACUUUUGUAGGUGAAUAGAUCGCAAUAGG